GGUUAAUACCAAGGCUCAGCCAACCACGGCUAAGGCAGCUGUCAUUCCUAAACUGCCUGGUUGUGGAAAUAAUAGGUUUGUGAAGAUCGAAGGUUUACCAGAGACUGGAUAUACAGAGGAAGAUGUUCUGGCUCUGGUGAAGCCUUACGGAUAUAAACCUGGACUCUACAACUGUUUCAUUCUGCCUGCACAGAGAUGGGCCAUAAUCCGUAUGGACGGAGGACAGAAGAGCUCUGUUAUGGUGACAAACUACACACAGUCUCCUCCCAAACUACUAGACUGUCCCCUCUCCUUCACGUUGAUCUGCCCUGAUACAGGCCUCGUUCAGGAGAAUGUCUACACAACGCUGAAGGGCCUCACCACUUCGGACACGACAUUGAAGGAACGCCUUCUGAUCGUCCAGUAACGUCCCCACGGGAACUACGGCAACCCGAGAGGUUCACGACCUCGUCAAACGCUUCGGAUCCUACCUCGAUUCUCUAUCUCUGAUCAACAGGAUUUAUUUUGAGAUGGAGUCGUCCUCGAUAGCGAUGGCGGUAUGUCUCCAUUUCCAGAAGUUCCCCUGUGCAGUUCAGAACAAGCCUCUGAAGUUCAACAUGCUGGUCAAGGUUAAACAUCCGGCUCAGCCGCAGCUCCCAGCCAAGAAGACACCUGUCACCAGCAGAGCCAAGAAGAAGACGGUCCAAGGCAAGAAGCCUGUCGCUAAAGGAGUGGCAACACCAGGUAAAUCUGUUCCUACCACCACCUCUGCCACACAGCCAGUGGUUACCCAACACCCGCGAGAUGGCGGAAGCGCCCGUCCAGUCCAGUGACACCGUAGCGAAAGACUCCGACGCGACCGCAACGGAACCCAGUCCAGUCGUCAUGGACCUGAUGACGACCAACGACGACCAAAGCCAAACCGCUGCCAAACCGGAUGGCGAGAAUGGAGAAACCAUAGCAACCGCUACCGUUCACGCUGCUACCGUUGCUGGUUCUGCACCGGUAACAUCAGCCUCUGUCCCCGUAGCUCGCCCAGUGUCUGUAAAAGGUGAAGACAAACUGUUCAACUUCAGUCCGGUAACUCAGGAGAUCCUGAAGGCCCUGGAGGCAGCAGUGCACCAACACCGCCUGGGGAGACAAGCCGAGGAACAAAGACAGGACCAGGGAGAGAAGGACAAGCCUCCAUCCGACAAGAAGAGCUCUGUAGCUGGAGAGAAGGGGGAGACCAAGACCCCGGCUGGAGGACUAAACCAGGCCCCAACUCAACCAGAGAAGAAGACAGCGACACAGACUCAACGAGAUGAGAGAAGUAGACCUGCGCUUUCUCUGAAGAAAAACAAGCUACAACCUGAGAAGUCACAGACCGAUAAAAAGCCUCCAACCAAACCAGCGAAGAAGACCACAACACAGACGGAAGGUGCAAAGAAACCACCUUCAGGCUCUGGACAACCAAAGAAGAAUCAGGGGAAGACACAAGUCUAUGGAGGAAGAGGCAGGCGCAGGGACCAUUCUUCCCCAGAAAAGAGAGACUCUUCCAGGCAUAGAAGCAGCCGGGCGGCCUCCGAGGAGGAGGAGCAGGGUCCUCCGACGUCGAGACACGGCGACUCCUCUCGCUCUUCUUCUGGCUCCUGCAGGAGCAACAGACAGGAUGGCAGUCCCGCCAAGAAGAAGGGGAGGAAAGAGGAGGAGGAGAGGAGCAAGGGCCACCAUAGUAGAACUAGCCAGUCUUCUAGGAGUGAGUCUAGAGAUCAGGAGGCAGCAGAGAGCAAGGGUUUUGGCUACGUGGUGGAUGAGUUCACUUCCGACGUCAACCCUAGUGACGCCAACCCAAUCGACCUGGACCAGUUCAACAUGGAUGAGUUUGUCACCGUGGACGAGGUGGAAGGGGAUGAGGCGGACAACGCCAACCCACCAGAAUCAUCAUCUUCAUCACCCAACCCACCAGAGCCAUCAACUUCAUCACCCAAUACCCAAGAUGGCACCUAUGGAAGGUCGGAACGAUCAUCCAAACGCAAGAGGGGUACCCCUGAUACCCCAAUUUCUACUAUGAAGUCAAGCCAGGAGAAAGAGAGACCCCUCUCCAAAAGCACUCCCACCCCAUCCUCUUCUACCUCUACCCCCUGGACAGAAGACUCCACGACAAGCCGCAACGGCCAAAAGAACGCAGGUGGCAAAACCUCAACCACCUACCACCUCCCGGACGCAAGACCAGGUCAGCAGCCGCAGCUGCUGUUGUCGCGACGGAAGCCGCAGAAACCCGAGAAACUGACGAUGACCCCGCAGUCGGGAUGGAACCGGAGCCUCUUCCCGUGGAGCUUCUGUCUCAGCCAAUGGGGGAAGCAGCCGCUGCUCAGUUGGUAG
This is a messenger RNA of Oncorhynchus masou masou (cherry salmon), 2343 nucleotides long. Its product is annotated as serine/arginine repetitive matrix protein 2-like. The record is from RefSeq and is a predicted model, not a curated record. Bases 784 to 2343 code for a protein of 519 amino acids. NCBI's taxonomy places the organism in Eukaryota, Metazoa, Chordata, Actinopteri, Salmoniformes, Salmonidae. The transcript is spliced from 9 exons.